Balearica regulorum gibbericeps (East African grey crowned-crane) is the source of this 696-nucleotide messenger RNA. The record is from RefSeq and is a predicted model, not a curated record. NCBI's taxonomy places the organism in Eukaryota, Metazoa, Chordata, Aves, Gruiformes, Gruidae.
AUGGGGCAGGUGGCCAAGGGCCGUCCCCACUGCCAGGAGCUGCCUGACAGCGCUUGCCCACAGAUGGAGAGCCGCCGCAUCACACACAUCUCCGCCGAACAGAAGAGACGCUUCAACAUCAAGCUGGGCUUUGACACGCUGCACAGCCUGGUGAGCACGCUGAGCGCCCAGCCCAGCAUCAAGGUCAGCAAGGCCACCACCUUGCAGAAGACAGCCGAGUACAUCUGCAAGCUGCAGCAGGAGCGGGCAGCCCUGCAGGAUGAGGCACAGCGGCUGCGGGGGCAGAUCGAGGAGCUCCCACGCUCCCUCAGCCUGUGCCAGGAGCAGCUGCCCGCCACGGGUGUGCCCAUCACACACCAGCGCUUCGACCAGAUGCGCAGCAUGUUCAACGAGUAUGUCCGCUCCUCCACACUGCAGAACUGGAAGUUCUGGAUCUUCAGUAUCAUCAUCCGGCCCCUCUUCGAGUCUUUCAACGGCAUGGUCUCCACGGCCAGCAUGGAGAGCCUCACCCAGACGUCUCUCGCCUGGCUGGACCAACACUGCUCCCUCCCAGCACUUCGACCGACCGUCCUGAGCUCCCUUCGACAGCUGAGCAUUUCCACCUCCAUCCUGAGCGACCCGGCCUGCAUCCCCGAGCAGGCGACGCGGGCAGUGGCGGGGAUGGCAGGGAUGAGUCGUGGCGGCGGCUCCUCCUAG